This is a messenger RNA of Stegostoma tigrinum, 582 nucleotides long. RefSeq names its product ferritin heavy chain-like. Gene Ontology annotation, biological process: intracellular iron ion homeostasis; iron ion transport. The transcript has 4 exons. Gene Ontology annotation, cellular component: cytoplasm. Gene Ontology annotation, molecular function: ferric iron binding; ferrous iron binding. NCBI's taxonomy places the organism in Eukaryota, Metazoa, Chordata, Chondrichthyes, Orectolobiformes, Stegostomatidae. The record is from RefSeq and is a predicted model, not a curated record. Bases 1 to 582 code for a protein of 193 amino acids.
AUGGCCACAGCUGUUAGACCACUAAAUCAACAGGAGCAAAGAGAUAAUAAAAUGAGGAACAUUAGAUUCUGUGUUUUAACUUGGGCACAGUCUAACCUGAUUUUUCUCCUCUUCUCUACUUACUUUGACCGGGAUGAUGUUGCCCUGCGUCAAUUUGCUGAGUUCUUCAUGGAGCAGUCCCAUGAGGAAUGGGAACACGCUGAGAAACUGAUGGCAUUCCAGAAUAAACGUGGAGGCCGAGUCCUCCUGCAGGAUAUCCAGAUUAGAUUCAGGGAUGAGUGGGGCAGUGGUCUGGAGGCAAUGCAGAGAGCUCUGCAGAUGGAGAAGGAUGUGAACCAGAGUCUGCUGGAUCUACACAAACUCACCUCUUACCACAUCAACCCUCAUCUGUGUGACUUCCUGGAGAGGCACUACUUGGAUGAGCAAGUGAAGAUGAUCAAGAAGCUGGGAGAUCACAUCACCAACCUGAAGAGACUGGGAGCCCCUGACAAUGGCAUGGGAGAGUACCUGUUUGACAGGCUCACCCUAAGCCCAGUGGGUUUUGUCCAUUUCAUGCCUGAAAUGGACAACUUGUAUGAAUGA